Orbilia oligospora ATCC 24927 is the source of this 1731-nucleotide messenger RNA. RefSeq lists its product as uncharacterized. Gene Ontology annotation, biological process: amino acid transmembrane transport. The record is from RefSeq and is a predicted model, not a curated record. The coding region runs from base 1 to 1731 and encodes 576 amino acids. Gene Ontology annotation, molecular function: L-amino acid transmembrane transporter activity. Gene Ontology annotation, cellular component: membrane. The transcript is spliced from 8 exons. NCBI's taxonomy places the organism in Eukaryota, Fungi, Ascomycota, Orbiliomycetes, Orbiliales, Orbiliaceae.
AUGGCCUUCAACCGAAGAUUUAAUGAAAAUAAGCCUUCGAGGGAAGCUAGUUCUGAAUACCCCCAAGAACAGGAUGCAAAUGGUAAAAAGAACGGAGAAUACACUGAGAUGGCAGAUCAAGACCCGCCCCCACAAAGAGAAGUAUAUAGCAAGGCGGACUUUGAAAGCUAUGGAAUCCGAGACAAAGACAAAAUGGGCAAGUUUGAGUAUCUCUUUAUCAAGCGCGGCCUCCUCCCUGUAUGCGUUUAUGGUCUAAUAUUCCUAUUCCUCGGUAAUACUGCUGGAAAUUCGUAUAUAUGCGCACAAUACUUUUUACGUCUGGUUGGAACCGCAAACCCUAGUGAAUGGUUAACGAAGGGGGUUGCGGUGGCAGUCAUCACUUUUGCCUGUGUGAUGCACUCUAUAUGGAGGACAGGAGGAAUCUGGCUCUUGAAUGCACUUGCUAUUGUCAAAAUCCUUAUUUUGUGGGCUAUUAUAUGUCUUGGGUACGCCGCCCGGAGCGGACGCUUUGAGAAUAUAAAGGCUGAGAACCCCCCACCGUGGUCAAAUUUUGAACCCGAUCAAUCUUUUGAAGGGCGUUCUACCGGAUUUUAUGGCUGGACUAUCUCUAUCUUGGGGGUUUUGUAUGCUUUUGGUGGUUACGAAAAUGCCAAUUAUGUCUUGAGCGAAGUUAAAAAUCCAACAACAACCUUUGCGCCAUCUGCCAUCGCGGCAAUUGUUUUCACAGGGCUUACAUACAUACUGACUAUAGUCUCUUACUACCUAGUCAUUCCAAUAGAACAGUUGUUUCCAGAUGAAAAUGGCAAAACCGCAAAGCCCGUGCUUUUAUUUUUUGAGCGAUUAUUCGACGACAAUGAAAGGGUGCAGCGGGCAGUAUCUGCACUAGUUGCUUUAUCGAGCCUCGGGAACUUAAUGACCACCACAUUUGUUGCUUCGAGAGUUAAGCAAGAAAUUGCCAAAGAAGGGAUCAUCAUCUUACCAGCUUAUCAUUUUUGGAAAAGAGAGUAUGAAAGCGGUUGGCGUCUGAUUGCGAACCUUUUUAGUGGUUCGGGUGGUAGACCAGGGGGCAACGAUAACGGCUUAAGCGGCAAAGAUAAGGCACCAAUUCCAGCACUGAUCUUGCACUGGGGAACAUCCCUUAUCCUAAUCUUAGCGCCUCCCGGAUAUCUCGUUUAUCAACUAUUUACACGUUUACACUCGUAUAUGUUUCAGGCUAUCUUCGGAAUGAUACUAGGAGGCGGGAUUUUGUAUCUCCGUUAUGUUAAACCUUUGCGAGAUCCUGCCUUCCAGUGGGUCGCCCUGUCUAAGAAGGCUUUUCACGUCCCAGGGGUGCUACGGCCGGUGUUCCCCACCAUCUAUUUUGUAGCCACAUCCUUUCUCGUUAUAGCACCUUUCAUCCAACACGGUGACACAGGGGAGUCUAAGCUAUCGCAAGAUAACAAAUUGAAGUGGUUCGUUUUCCCUGCUGUUUGUUUCUCGCUUUUUGGGGCUGGGAUCUUCUUCUGGUUUAUACUUGACGUGCUGUUACCCCAUACGUUUGACAUGAAGCUUUACCGAGAUCGGCGAGCUGAAUUUGAGGGAGGGAACUUGGCCUGGGAAGGCGUACAGCUAAAAUGGGUCCCCAAAUCUUUCAUCGAAGGGAAGACACCUUUGCCAGAGUGCGAUCCAAGGCUUCCUUAUACAAGACAAGGAAACCGAGAUCCCGAAACUCAAAACGGCCUUUCCUCAUAA